UUUUCCAAUCCUUGAGGAAGUCUAAGGUUUUGCUUCCUCCCCUGUGUUUGUGUGGGUGUGUGUGUGUGUGAGAGGAGAGAGAGAGAGAGAAGCUGCAGCACUUUCUAAAACAACUUCAGACAUACAUACCACUGGUUGCUGCCAUGGAAAGUUUCUACCAGUUUGUGUGUGUCUUCAUCGCCUCUAUUCUUUUCGGUUCCCUCACCAUUGUGCUGGUGUUAAUCUGGGUGUUUGAAUGGAGAGAAGGAUUAGCCUGGGAUGGGGGUUCAGCUGAGUUUAAUUGGCAUCCUGUCCUCCUCACCAUAGGAUUCAUUGUCAUCUAUGGACUGGCUCUGAUUGUUUACAGGUUGCCCUGGACGUGGAAAUUCAGUAAACUCUACAUGAAGUACAUUCAUGCCGGCCUCAAUAUUGUCGCCUUUGUACUUGUGGUCAUUUCACUGGUGGCAGUUUUCGACUUCCAUAACGCCAAGAACAUUCCCAAUCUGUACAGUUUACACAGCUGGAUCGGCCUGACGGCUGUUAUUCUGUACGCUCUACAGAUAGUUACAGGGUUGUGCGUCUUUCUGCUGCCUGCUACUCCUGCAUGGAUCAGGAAGUUUUACUUGCCAAUCCAUGUCUUCGCUGGGCUUUUCAUCUUUGGGAUGGUGAUUGUUGCAGCUGAAAUGGGAAUCACUGAAAAACUUAUUUUCACUUUACGCUCAAAGAGCAAUACCACUCGCUCAUAUUCCCAAUCACCUCCGGAGGCUAUUUUGGCCAAUACUCUGGGCGUUUUCAUUUUGAUCUUCGGAGGAUGCAUCAUGUGGAUUGCCACACACCCGGAAUGGAAGCGUCCGCCUGAAUUUACCUCAAUGGCUGUGCAAAUAAAGGGAAAUAAAGUCAACGAGGAACGGUCCUCCCUAAAGGCAAUGCACGCUAACGCUGAAGCCAAUAUUGAGCAGGAUGCUGAAGGAGCAGUAAGAAAUCGAAACCUCAACUUGGAAGAGCCAGGCCAAAGAUCAACGUUUUAAGAAACACUGCAAUUCCAAUGGUGUUGCACAUUGUACAAUCACGUACAUUGAUUUGCCAACGCUGCAAAGUGUUAACUGAACCUACGUAUCCAAUACAUUCCAUUUGAACGAAAUUCCUCAGAUGAAAUGACCAUCUGAAUUUCAAAUGAGUUUGAUAAAUAAUAAUAAUAAUAAUAAUAAUCCUUGCUUUUGAUAUAGCACUUUCAUGUUGGGAGGACGUCCCAAAACACUUCACAGGAUUUACUGUGAGUGACUGUGUGCUUGUGGACAAAUGUGAUUUACUGGAAAGAUGGUAAAAAAAUUAUCAUUACUUUUUUAAGAUUACUCUAAAAUACUAAAUAUUAGUAAUAGUUUUAUAUUUCUUUAGUUAACUGUAUUCUCAGAAGUUAACUAAUGUUAGAACCUUAGGUUUACAUUUGCAAAAUCACUGUGCAUGAAAUUACAGUAUAACUUGGAUCAGUUAUUAUUAUCUCUCUUAACUGAUCAAGUAUUACAAUAACUUGAUCAGUUAAGAUAUUUUUCACACUUUAAUCCAAAUGUUAUUCUUUGCAGCAAUCUUUAAUAGAUUUUGCAUGUGAAUAGCUCCAUUUUAAAAGAUGCAGAUGACCAUUAAAGUCACUUUUUAACCCAAAGAGAGAAUUUGAAAGUUUA
This is a messenger RNA of Callorhinchus milii (elephant shark), 1658 nucleotides long. RefSeq names its product plasma membrane ascorbate-dependent reductase CYBRD1. Gene Ontology annotation, cellular component: lysosomal membrane. Gene Ontology annotation, molecular function: oxidoreductase activity. NCBI's taxonomy places the organism in Eukaryota, Metazoa, Chordata, Chondrichthyes, Chimaeriformes, Callorhinchidae. Bases 144 to 1007 code for a protein of 287 amino acids. The record is from RefSeq and is a predicted model, not a curated record. The transcript has 4 exons.